Arachis ipaensis is the source of this 2089-nucleotide messenger RNA. Its product is annotated as prolycopene isomerase, chloroplastic. Lineage: Eukaryota; Viridiplantae; Streptophyta; Magnoliopsida; Fabales; Fabaceae. The record is from RefSeq and is a predicted model, not a curated record. Gene Ontology annotation, molecular function: oxidoreductase activity. Gene Ontology annotation, biological process: carotenoid metabolic process.
UGUAGCAUAGCUAUAUGUGCCAUGAAUGAAAAAUGCUUUGAGUUAGUACUGAAACUAUCUCCUCUAUCUUCUUAAGAGUGUUGGUGAGUUUGAGAGAAAAAUAUCAGUGUCAUUUAUGUGAAUGAGCGAUCUUGGUUCAAUUAAUUGAGAGUUCGAACUUUUACAAAAACUAUCAUCAAAGCGGCCAUUUCUUCAUUCAUUCAUUCAUUGCAACAUCCAAUGCAUACCAUGAAUAUGAUGAUGGGAGCUGCAACGUUUCGAUAUCCUGCUCUUGCUCCUCCUCUUGUUCCAAGUGAGAGAGUAUCCACAGCCAAGUGGAAGGUGCAGGUGGCAUCUUCCUCUCCUCCUUCAUCCACGGCCACGGCAGAAGCUGAUGUUGUGGUGGUUGGCAGUGGGAUAGGCGGACUGUGUUGUGCAGGACUUCUGGCAAGAUACGAGCAGGAUGUGCUUGUUGUCGAAAGCCAUGACCGCCCCGGCGGGGCUGCCCAUUCUUUUGAUAUCAAAGGCUACAAGUUUGAUUCUGGUCCAUCUGUAUUCUCUGGCUUGCAAUCAAAGGGUUCUCAGCCUAAUCCUCUUGCCCAGGUUCUAGAUGCAUUGGGCGAGUCUAUCCCAUGUGCCACUUAUGAUUCAUGGGAUGUCUACAUCCCUGAAGGUGACUUCAGGUUUCGAGUAGGGCCUACGGAAUUUUUGAAGGACCUUGAGAAGUAUGCAGGACCAAAUGCUGUUCAAGAAUGGAAGAAACUUAUGGAUACCAUACUUCCACUUUCAACAGCAGCAAUGGCGCUUCCUGCUCUAUCUAUUCGAGGAGAUUUUGGCGUUCUUUCGACAGCAGCAGUUAGAUAUGCUCCUUCUCUCAUAAAAUCCUUUGUUCAAAUGGGGGGACCUUUUGGGGCCAAAAGACUUUCCAGACCAUUCUCGGAAAUACUUGAUGGAUUGCACAUAAAAGACCCUUUCAUACGGAAUUGGAUUGACCUAUGGUCAUUCAUAUUUUCAGGGUUGAAAACUAAUGGUGUAAUCUCACAAGAGAUGGUGUAUAUGCUUGCAGAAUGGUACAAACCAGGAAGCUGUCUAGAAUUCCCCAAUCAUGGAAGUGCUGCUAUUGUUGAUGCUCUUGUAAGAGGACUCGAGAAAUUUGGUGGACGGAUUUCUCUUCGGAGUCAUGUGGAAAAAAUUGUUGUUGAAAACGGCAGAGCCAUUGGAGUCAAGCUGAGAAGUGGUCAAUUCAUACGAGCUAAAAAGGCUGUUGUGAGCAAUGCAUCAAUGUGGGACACUUUGCGUUUGCUGCCUAAAGACGUUAUUCCAAAGUCUUACUCGGAUAAGAUUAAAACCACCCCUCAAUGUGAAUCGUUCAUGCAUCUCCAUUUGGGAAUUGAUGCUGAGGGUAUCCGCGACGAUCUGGGGAUUCAUCACGUAGUUGUAAAUGACUGGGAAAGAGGUGUUGAUGCUGAACAGAAUGUAGUGCUGGUAUCAGUACCCAGUGUACUUAGUCCUGAUAUGGCACCACCUGGGAAACAUGUGUUACAUGCUUAUAUACCAGGAACUGAACCAUUCGAGUUAUGGGAAGGACUUGAACGUACAAGUCCCGAAUACAGAAAGCUCAAAGCUGAGAGAUCAGAGGUUAUCUGGAAAGCUGUGGAGCGAGUGCUUGGCGAAGGCUUCAGGAGGGAGAAAUGUGAAGUGAAGUUAGUUGGAAGUCCACUGACACAUAGAAGGUUUCUUAGAAGGCACAGAGGAACAUUUGGGCCAGCACUGGAAGCUGGCAAAGAAAGCUUUCCUGGCUCUUCAACUCCCAUCCCACAGCUCUUCUGUUGUGGAGACUCCACCUUUCCUGGAAUUGGGAUCCCUGCCGUUGCUGCCAGUGGUGCAAUUGCAGCAAAUUCGUUAGUUUCAGUGUCUCAACAUUCCCAGUUGCUUGAUGCAAUUGGUAUAUGAAAACCGCACAACAUGAGAGUUUUUGUGUCUUCCUUCUCAAUUGAGAUAUUUUAUUGUUUAAUUAUUGUGUGUAUCUAUUAGAAAUUUUAACUACAGGGAAUAAAAUCUCAGCUCCUUUUACCAAAGACCAAAUGCCUAAACAUCUGCAUUCUUUCAA